UUAAUGCGGGGCGCUAGAGUGUGGCUCUGGGAUAACAGGUACUGCCUGUCAGAUGAUUGCUGAACGCGUCUUUCUUCAUCCUUUUAUCCAGUGUCUUCCUGCCUGCUCAGAUGUCCACCCCAGCAAAGCUACGGAUCAUUUUUGAUGAUCAUACAGUUCAUAAAUUGCUUCUGCCAUCUGGUAUCCCCAGUUCUAUACAGGAUCUCAAACUCGUCAUCCAGAGCACAUUCAGCAUUCCAGAUGGCUUUACUCUAAUGUAUCAAGAUAUGGAGUUUGGGGGUCAGUUCUUCACAUUGGCCUCCAUAGAAGAUGUGCAAGACAUGGGUUCCCUGAAAGUUGUCCAAGUUGAACCAGUCAUUGUAAAUCUCAGCGCAGUGGAAGAAAAGGAUGACAACUUACCAGAAUCAGAUGGCCUGUCAUUCACAUCUUUAGCAUCUCAGGACACCAUUUUGCUCUCAUCAUCAUCCGAUGAAAGUCCAUCAUACCGUUCCCAACCAUGGCCAAGACAGUUCGAAAUUCCACCAUUUUCCUUUGACACUCAGCUUAUGCUGGAUGCAGGAAACAGAGCUUACCACUCCAAUGGAACCCUGUUAAACAAUCCGAAAGUGACAAGCAGCGUCCUUGAGAAAUUAGCUGAGAGAAUAUUUCAAUACACGGCCUACCCAACAGGAAUCCAAGUGAUCAAUGUUGUUGAGGCCUUGGUUGAGAAGUAUCCGUGCCUCAAAGAGCCAGGCUCAUUCAAUGGCAUGUAUGGAUGGCAACAAAGAAUCAAGUAUAAAAUGGGCAAUUAUCGGGCAAAAGUAAGAGGGCUCCAAAUUGCCUGCCCAGAGCUAGAGGUGAACUCUUCAAGAAAGAUGACUUCCAGUCCCAAAGGCCUCAAAAGGCCCAAAAAGGCAGAAGUAAAUUAUUUGCCGCCAUUGCCACUUGGAGAAACAAACGAAACAAUGGAAGAAGAGAGGGUGGUUCUACUCACAGAAGUGAAAAAGACCAACAACAACAAGAUCAUCAGAGAGAAAAUGGAGAAGACUUUUCCAUAUCGACGGUUGGAGGUUGUCAACCAGAUGCCUGCUGUCCCAGGUGUCAUGGAGAGAUGGCCUGCCCUUUUCUAUGAAUCUCAGGUGAAGGAGGAGUUCAAAAGGAUCACAACUAUCCACCUGGACCGAACCUUUUUGACCAAGAUGGAUUUCUACACUCCAAAACUCCUGACAAUUUUCAAGUCCAAGGGUGGGACUGCAGGCGCAAAAAUGAAAAGCGUGUUGGAGUCGCUCAGUCAGCAACAGAUCGAUAGCCGUGAUGCGGUCAUCCGUUGUCUGAUCCAUUUCCUGGGAGAAUCAACAGAGGAGCUCAUUAAAGACUACCAGGAUGUCUCCAAGGAUGUCAUCGAACAAGACAUCAAAAACAGUGUGAUCAAGAUCCUUGUGCUGGGCAAUGCUGCAGAGGGUGCCCCGCCAACUGAUGUCAUCAUUGUGAUUGAUGGUACAGAGGUAUUGGGUGGUUGUAAAACACUCACCAAUGCUUGCAUUCUGCUCAUGGGCUUUGUGUACUCACUGAAUCUCAGUUAUCCUCCAAAAUUGAAAUAUACAUUUGAAGUGUUUCAAAAGUUGCUUUUGGAGUUGGAUGAUUUAAAGUUCUCUGCUAAAGUAGAUUCUCUGCGAAGGAAACUGCUAAUGUAAAAGGAAAAUGUGACUACAGCUCAUGCAGCAGAUGCAAUUGACUUUAUUGUGAAGUUGUUCAUAACUUGUUACAAGAGGCUUUGAGUUAUGCGUCUUGCUCUUGUAGGUUUAUUUAUUGACUUGAAUAGUGUAAAAAUGGGCCUGUGCAGGUUGGUGGCUUUUUUUUUUCUUUAAAGAUUUGCACUCUUUCUUUGAAUUUCAUAACUGUGUACUAUAGGUCCAUUUAGUAAGUUCCCUCUCAGCCUUUGCACCAUUUAUAGGACCCAAAACACUCACCAAUACUUGCAUUCUGCUCAUGUGCUUUGUGUACUCAUUAAAUGUGCAUCUCCGUUUGGAGCAUAACUGACCUUUCAAGUGUUUCAAAAUGUACUUUUAGCAUUUGGAUGACUUAAAGUUUAACAUUCUCUCCAAAGUGGGUCCUUUGAGAGUAAACCUACUACUGUAAGGGGAACAUGCCAUUGUAUGUUACAGAUGCUUUGAAGUCUGUUCAUAAGUCUUUGAGUUAUGUAUCUUGCUAGGUUUGUUCAACGACUUCAAUAAUGUACAGCUUUUUGCCUCUUUCUUUUUUGAUUUUAAAGAAUUUUAUUCUUUGAAUAUUUUAAAUAUUUUAUUUAGUGCACUAUAUGCCGAUUUAGUGGGUUCCCUUGCAAACCUUUUCAGUCAUGUGUAGGACCCAAGGCUAAUGCAUUCCUCUCUACCAUUUACACACACACACACACACACAC
Messenger RNA from Astyanax mexicanus (Mexican tetra), 2398 nucleotides. RefSeq lists its product as uncharacterized. The record is from RefSeq and is a predicted model, not a curated record. Bases 111 to 1673 code for a protein of 520 amino acids. The transcript has 5 exons. NCBI's taxonomy places the organism in Eukaryota, Metazoa, Chordata, Actinopteri, Characiformes, Acestrorhamphidae.